AUGAAUCCUAUUACAAACUUCCUUGCUUUUUUCUUGCGUCAAUGGAUCCUCUUUUUCCACCUAGAGGAUUCCAUUUUUUCCCUGACUUCUGUCGUCCCCGCAGCUCCACGUCUGCAAUCGGACUCACAACCCGGUUCGGGAGUGACCCUUGAGGCACAUCCCAGAUCGGACGACAGACUUUUCCCAGACUCUCUUUUCCCAAAUUGGGCCAUCCGUUGUUUCAAAUGGAUGCGACCCAUUUCCCCGAAUUUUAACAUCGCAGCAGAUCCACGCCUGCUAAUCCCGGUCUCUCAAUCAGGAUCGUCGACGGACACACACAACAACCGUGUGUCUCUCGAACAAGAUCCGACCGGAUCCCAAACCCAUCCGACUGUUACCUCUGUCGCGGGAAAUUUGCACAACGAACAACACCUUAAAGUGCAAGUAGACAGACAACAGCCGAAUGAACCUGAUCAUGACGUAGUUAACAGUCUCAAACAACAACUCGUAGCUACGUCAUUGGCUCGCGACAGCUUGCGAAUUAAGAACACUAAAUUGAGAAAAUCUUCCGUCUCGAAACAACAAAAACACGAGAACGAAAUCAAAGACUUGAAAAAUUCCAACGAUGAAUUAAUUUCUAAGUUGAAUGAAUCUCAACACCAUAACGAGAUUUUGGAGCACCAACACGCCCAAAUGGAACGCACACUUCACUUGAAGAUUUCCGAACUGGAGGACAGUUGUUUACGACAAAAAAUACUCGGACAAAAAUUUGUAUCAGCGUCAUUGGCUCGCGACAGCUUGAUGCGUGUGAAAAACAAUCAGUUGAUAAAGUCUCAUGCCCGCAAGCAACAGGAACACCAUCAAAAACUGGAUGAUUUGAACCGUUCGCACCAUGAAUUAGUUGCUGAGUUAAAUCAAUCGAAACUCGAAAACAAACUUUUGGGUCAAAAACAAGCCCAAAUGGAAAUUAACAGCCACGUCAAGAUUUCUGAACUGGAAGAAAACUGUUUACGACUAACGAAGGAGAAGGAAGAUCUCGCUGUGAAAUUGAUACAAGCCGAGUCCGAUGUUAAAUCACUUUCUUCGUCAUUUGAAAACCAGAGGGAAACAGUUUCCAACUUGGAAAACAGGAUUUUGGAUUUACAAUCGAAGAAACCAACUGUGCCGAACGCAUCCUCCCAGGGAACACAGACAGACACAAGUCACAUAACAGUUUUGCCUUAUUCCCUACCGAAAACCUACGAUCGUGCAUUUCUCAUGCAGAGAAAAUCUUUUGGCAAUAAGAAACCCCAAUGUCUUCUUUCUGAGAUUGUCCGUAAAGGCACUAUAGGCAUAAACUCAUCCACAAUAACCGAACCACCACCUCCACCAAAAAGACAGAUAAAGCUGUUUGAUAUGAAACCAUCAGAGCGUGUCGUUGACACAUCAAAUGUGUGGAAGCCAAGAAGAGCGACGCCCGCUGCAGCCACUGUCACAUCAGCAACAGACGUGGUUCUCAAAACGGUGCGCGGGAUUUUAAACAAGAUGACGCCGGCCAGCCACGAGCGAUUCUUGGCAAAGAUCGUAGCUCUGGAAAUUAAUAAUGAAGAAAGUCUCUCUGGAGUUAUUAAACUUUUUUUCGAAAAAGCUCUAGAUGAACCAAUAUAUGCCGCCACGUACGCUCAAAUGUGCCAGGCAUUGGCCACCAAACAAGUCGCAUCUUCAACCGAUCCAACAGAAAUUGUCACUUUUAGAAAGUUGUUGCUUUCUCGCUGCCAGAAAGUGUUCCAAAAGGACAGCGAUUCCCUCGUUGACGUUGAGAAGAAGAGAGAAGAAGUAGAAAAUGCAGACACGAAAGAGAAGAAGAAACUACUUGAGACGGAACUAUAUGAUCUCGUAGAACGGAACCGAAGAAUAACUCUAGGAAAUAUCAAGUUCAUUGGAGAGCUCUACAAGGUGGGAAACAUUUCCGAAAAUGUCAUGCACAGUUGUAUACGUCGUCUUCUCCAAGCACCGGACGAGGAAGCGACUGAGUCCUUGUGUCGCUUAUUGACAACAAUCGGAAAAGGCUUGGAGAACCAGAAAAACAUCGGAAUUAUGAAUUCUUACUUCCAUGCAAUGGAAACAAUCACGAAACAAAACAACAUCUCAAACCGCAUCCGUUUUAUGGUCCAAGACGUUUGCGACUUACGAAAACGCAAUUGGAUACAUCGAAAUGAGCCCUGUAGUCCUAAUACCAACACAGUUGAAAAUAGAAAAUCAAAAAGUGCUGACGAGCCAGUUGCGUCCACUCUCCAAACCACCAAGUUGGCGACAAAAGAAUUUGGCUGUGAAUCAAAGAAACUACCGAGCAAAAUUCUGACUACCGAACAGGGGACCUGUGACGACGUAACCUGUGGAUUUCAGUCCGAUAAGGAAACGACUCGACUUUUAACGAAGCAACAGCAGUUUCGACCCUACAACAUACCGGAUCGUAUUGACCAAACCAAACAGCCUGUUCCAGCCGCAGGGUCUGCCAAACAACAAGUUCAAUUCGCAUCUAUCGAUGCCCGCUACCAGAACAAACCAAUGAAUGGGUACACGGUGACGAGUGGCGACGGUUUAGAUUCGAUUAUCAAGUCCGAGAGUCUUCCGUCAAGUACUCAACUCCGGCGGUCGGCUGCUAGCGAACUAAAGAAUAAACAAACCACCCAGACGAAUUCACCCCCAACGGAGGUCACUAAAAUGACUAAAACAGGUCAAACAGACUCGACCAAAAAUUCUCCAACAGGCCUCGUAAUAGCUGAAAAACAAGUUGAACAGCCAACGAAAAAGCCUUCUUCAAAUGCGUCAUCGCCCGAUUUUGUCAUUUUGUCAUCCGUGACGAAAGAAGUAAACUAUGACGAGAUUGUCGUGACUGGAAUUCAGAAGUCAGACUGCGGGCGAGUCAUCGGACGAGCUGGAUCCAACAUUAAGAGAUUACAAGAGGAGUAUGGAGUGAAGUUAAGUUUUUUCGAGGAUACACUUUACAUUUACGACGGAGAUGCUGAGGGACGCAGGGCCGCCUGUAGCGACGUGAUUGAUAAUCUACCUGUAACGAUCGAAUGUCGGAACUUGGUUCUUACUAAGAAGGUUUACUCAACCACUUACAUUAAACAAUUAAAUUUUCAAAACAGCGUGCGCAUUUCCCGCCCAUCUCCAGAAAACAAAUUCCUUACCAUUUCGGGAACUUUAGAAAAAUGCCGUCAGGUCUACCAAAAACUACUGCAAGCCGGUAACCAAUAG
Daphnia pulex (common water flea) is the source of this 3222-nucleotide messenger RNA. RefSeq lists its product as uncharacterized. Lineage: Eukaryota; Metazoa; Arthropoda; Branchiopoda; Diplostraca; Daphniidae. The transcript has a single exon. Gene Ontology annotation, cellular component: eukaryotic translation initiation factor 4F complex. The record is from RefSeq and is a predicted model, not a curated record. The coding region runs from base 1 to 3222 and encodes 1073 amino acids. Gene Ontology annotation, molecular function: mRNA binding; translation initiation factor activity; protein binding.